Anoplophora glabripennis (Asian longhorned beetle) is the source of this 1129-nucleotide messenger RNA. RefSeq lists its product as uncharacterized. Lineage: Eukaryota; Metazoa; Arthropoda; Insecta; Coleoptera; Cerambycidae. The coding region runs from base 114 to 671 and encodes 185 amino acids. The transcript has 2 exons. The record is from RefSeq and is a predicted model, not a curated record.
UGUUACAAGUUCUGUGCUUCCACUGUUUACGGGACAUUUCUCUCUCUGACAUGUGGUGCCACGAGGUAGACUGAAUCCAAAAUUAUUUACCUGCCUUCCUUUUAUCAACGACGAUGUCCCUUAGGCGGUUUGAGGCCGGUUUAGUGUUAGCGUUUUUGUUAGUUUGUCUGGAUGAGGCUUUGAGUGAGCUUUCGAACAAGACAGGACACUUAGUGGUAGCACAGGAUAGUGAUAGAAUUAGUACGAUUAAAUCUGUCGCGGAAAACAGGACUUUUGAUGGAAAUAACACUGCGUUAGAGAAGCGACGAAGUCGCGAGGGUGGCGGUGGUGCAAACGACGAGAAACAUGGGACAAAUAGCGUACAAGGUUCUCGAAAGAAGAAGAAAAGCAAACAUCAAAAGAGCUUCAUGGAAAAGAUGCUUCCAAUGAUGAUCAUCCCCUUCCUGGUGUCGACAUCUAUGAUACCGAUGAUGCUGAUCGGACUUAAAAUAAUGAUCUUAAAAAGUGCGUUUAUAGGGAAAAUAGGAAUUUUACUCAUGUUGCUUAACAUGUUUCGACGUAGAACUAGCGGCGAAGGAGGAAUUUUUACUCACAACGUCAACGCCAAUGAUGUGGCCAUGGAACACUAUGGAUACCACGGAGACGAAGAGUAUGGGGUCUAUGUAAAUUGAAGGAGGAGAAAAUAUAUAAUUGGCUAUUACAGGCAGUGGUUAUGUCACAGUUGUGCUGAUAAAUGUUUUAAUUUCCAAGAGAUUUUGUUGUUUAUGCCAAAAUGUCAUUUCGGAACAUUUGUGAUUGUCCUAAUUUUUUCUUGUUAAUUGCUAUUUUCAUUUCAAACAAUUUAAGUUAAUUAAAAAUAAACGGCAAUCAAAGUCAAGUUUAAUGGUUGGAAAAAAUAUGCAAACUUUUCAAAAUACAGGCAAAUUAGAACAACACUCUACCUCCAAAUAUCUCCACAAAUCAAACCGGUUGGAUAAUCUACUAGUUUUAAGUUAUUUCAUCACUAUGAAAUGAUUUUAAAUUAACAAAUUAUCUAAGGCUAUUAUCUAGUGUAGUGAAAGUACAAAGUAUUUAAAUAUUUUUAUUAUGUAUUUAUUAUAAUAGAUGAUUCUGUAUGAAAUUAUAUGGA